CUGGAACACGCUCCUCAGUAGAGAUUCGUCCUCCGUUCAAUGUGGUACAGUGGGACCUAUAUCGUGAGUGUUUUCUGUCCGUGCGGCGUUCGACGGUUUUGGCUUCGCGCAUCAGCGUGUUCGAUAGUUCGCGUGUUUUUGUUCCAUGCGUUCGCGUUCCGAAACGAGUGACGUGAUCAGUGGAAGGCAAAUAAUCGGUUGAAAGUGCACCAUCUGAUAAUAAUAAUAAAAUAAAAUAAAAACUCGGAACGGUGCCGGAUAGUUGUUUGGAGUGAAACCAAAAAAAUAAAAACGAUCGAAGUGUUUGGGGGAUAAUCAAUUUAUAUGACGAUGCAUGUGUGUACGUCUCUCCCGGGAAGAUAAGAGUUCAAUCAAGUGAGUCACGGCGCUGAUUAAAUUACGUGAGUGCAGAGUUGAAAAGUUGAUUUGUGACAUUGGAGUUUGCUGGUUAAGAAAGUGUGUCUGUGUUUUUUCUCGGAAUUCGGCAAUUUAGAGAGUUGCUGCAUUAGUCAAGGUCAGUGUUGCUGAAAGUAGUUAUAUCCAGUGAUUGAAACCUAAUUAUUCAUCUGUCAGUUCAAUGGAAUGUGUCUAUCAAUUGGCUAUUAGAUGUUGCGUCAGUGAUGUUUUGAUUGAAAAUUAGUGAUCGCUUUAUGCAAUACAAGUGCGUGUGAGAGAAAAUCAACCACUGUGUUGAAAAUGCUGCAAAGCAGCAAAUGUGAUUGAUUAUUAGUGGUAUCCCGAAUAUUCAUGAGUUAAAAUCCGGCACAAAUCCCUGAUUUAAUUCAGCGAUAAAAGCCCACGAAAAACAACCCGUUAAGGUUUUUUUCCAGUUACAAGCCGGACGCGUGCUACUGGUGUUCCAUUCACGCUAAUAGGAUUCAUAAUUAGUGCUUGGGAAAGCGUACCUGGUGAAGGCGAUAGGACCAAAACCGGCGACAGAACCCACUUUAUCCUGUCCGAACCUAGAUCCAUAUAAGUGAGCAAAGGGAGAAUUACCGUAGAAAAAACCUAUCCCCACGAAACCUAAUCCGUUUGCUGCAUACAGACGUAAUACCCGAAAAUAACAAUUGUCGCCCAGUUCACCACCCACUUUAGGAAGUUCUGUGUGUUUGUCUGACUCGACUCGACGAUCUACCGGGAAAAAGUGAGUGUAGUGUCUGUUCCCUGUUCCGGAGGAAAGGAGAUUUCGCGCUGAAAAAGCCGGUGUGCAGUGAACCAGACAGCGAGAAGGAUUAAUUUCCAUAAAUCAAAUCUGACUGCUAGUGUUGUUGAUGCAGAAUUUCGCACGCGUGAGGCGAUGAUUUAUGAAGACAGUUGACCGGAAAAUGACUGGGGUUCAUAAAUAAGCGAGAGCUUGUUUGCCAAAAAUCCGUUCGAGUAGGCAUAUUUGAAACGAGGAACACUACGCGCAAUCGUUGACGUUUUUGGAUCGCAAUUUGAAUAACGAGUUGCGAGAUUGUGAUUCUAUACGAUGUAAUCAGUGUACGGAAAAAUCCUACCCCGGCCCCAAAGUGUUUGUUCAGCUGAUAAAACCGAGGCGACAGUGGAGAGUGUUUUUAUCGUUCGCGGAAUCGGCACCGGUGACAGUUCAAUGCAAGUGAUUGUGCGUUUCUUGGAAUUUGAAGAUGAUUAGCCAGCCCGGAAGAAUUCGGUCUUCGUGCAGCAGACCGUAAAGGUUUCGUCGAGUGAAAGAAAAGGUGACGACUAAUUGUAACAUAAUGGAAUACAAGCACACCUUGAACCCGACCACCGCGACUCGAGCAGCCCAGUUCCACCAGCAGCCACAGUGCCAUCAGUAUCAUCACCAGUGUCAGUGCCAGUGCCAGUGCCAGCAGCCGAGCCUGGUGAGAGCUUAGCAGUUGUUCGUUCGGCAACAACAUUUGAGCAUCAUCCCGGUUCCACGCCGCAGUGCAGCAGAAGAUCUUCUACGCGAGAUACAAAAGACUAUGAUCAUCCGCCGCUGCUAGCAUAAUUGAAACAAACUACGCCAGCUGGAGAUUCUCAUACUAGCGCCCACACACAAUCACACACGCACGAAAUCACCAACGGCAUCAAAUCGGUCUGUAAGAUGCUAUCCCUAGACAUGUACACCGCACUGGCCACGGUGCUACUGUUGGGUACCUGCCUGCUACCCACCGGUCAUGCCGGACUGGCCAACUGUCCCAUCGGAUGUCAGUGCGAUGACGACACCCUGGUGGUGACAUGCGGCGAAGGCCAUCUGGACGUUCUACCGAUCGUCCUGAAUCCAUCGCUUCAGCGAUUAGUCAUCAAAAACAACAAAAUCAAAACCAUUGAUUCGUCGAUGCAGUUCUACGCCGAACUGACCUUCCUAGAUCUAAGCUACAAUCAUCUGUUCAACAUGCCACCGCGAACGUUUGCCUAUCAGAAGAAACUUACCGAGUUGCACCUGAACCAUAACAAGGUGGGUUCGAUUUCGAACAAAACCUUCCUCGGACUGGAAUCGCUAUCGAUUCUGAAUCUCCGGGGGAACUUUCUGGACGAACUGACGGAGGGUGUGUUCUUUGGUCUGAAAAAACUCGAAGAGCUUAAUCUCGGUCAGAACCGAAUCGGGAAGAUUGAUCCGAAAGCCUUCGAGGGCUUAACGAACCUGAAGGUGCUCUACCUGGACGACAACACGUUGAGUACCGUCCCGUCGGAAGCGUUCGGACCGCUAGCCAGUUUGGCUGAACUGUACUUGGGAAUAAAUUCCUUUACAACCAUUCCGAAGGAUGCAUUUAUGACGCUUAGCAAGCUGAGUCAUCUGGAUUUAAAAGGAGCCGCCCUGUCCAACGUAACCAGCGAGAGUUUCAACGGACUUGAAGGAUUGAGGACAUUGGAUUUGUCGGACAAUCGGCUGAGUAGGAUACCGACGCCGGAGCUGAUGCCGCUGGUUCGGUUGGAGGAGUUAGCGUUGGGACAGAACGACUUUGAUAGUAUUCCGACGGCCGCAUUCGCGGGAAUGAGUAAUCUGAGAAAAUUGGACAUAUCAGGAUCGUUGAAGCUGAGCAGAAUCGAGGGUGGAGCUUUUUCGGCGAAUGCUAAUCUCGAAGAAAUUGUUAUAGCCUCGAACAAGGCCUUGGCGGAGAUACACGAGGGAGCGUUGAGUGGGUUGCCACAUCUGAGGCGGUUGGUACUGAAGGACAAUGCUUUGACGACUCUGUCGGAUGGGUUAUUCUCGUGGAAUGAGCUGGUGGAUUUGGAUCUGUCGGAGAACCCGAUCGCUUGUGAUUGUCGGAUUCUGUGGCUGAGAAAUGUGCUGGUGAAUAAAAGUAAUAGCAGUCAGAAUCAGAUUCCAGUGAUAUGUGCCUCACCGGAUCGGUUGAGAGAGCAGGCUCUGCAAGCCUUAUCACCGGAUUUGUUAGGUUGUUCCCACACGGAUCCUCGACAGCAGGCGAUUAUUUGUGCCGUACUAGUAGCAGCCGCAGCCAUCCUGACAACUUUGGCACUAGUGAUCUACAAAUGUCGCAGGCGGAUUCGGGAAGUAGUGAAAGGUGGCUGGGGAAACAGUGCCAUGGGCCGGAAAGAGCGUGAAUAUCAGAAAACUUUCUCCGAGGAAGAUUACAUGGGACGACACCCGAAUCCGUGCGGGUUGGGAGUGCACCCAACUACACUGAACAACUACCAAAUCAACAACCACCACACACAUGGCAUCCGUCACAUACCGGUAACGGAACUAUAGC
Topomyia yanbarensis is the source of this 3680-nucleotide messenger RNA. RefSeq names its product leucine-rich repeat neuronal protein 3 (gene caps). The coding region runs from base 2069 to 3679 and encodes 536 amino acids. The transcript is spliced from 5 exons. The record is from RefSeq and is a predicted model, not a curated record. Gene Ontology annotation, molecular function: protein binding. Gene Ontology annotation, cellular component: plasma membrane. Lineage: Eukaryota; Metazoa; Arthropoda; Insecta; Diptera; Culicidae.